This is a messenger RNA of Seminavis robusta, 429 nucleotides long. The record is from the annotation of a GenBank genome assembly. Lineage: Eukaryota; Bacillariophyta; Bacillariophyceae; Naviculales; Naviculaceae.
AUGGUGCAACCCAAGAGUCCCAACCCCGUCACCCCCACCACCCCCGCUUUUCUCACUCGACAAGCCAUCUUUUAUGUUCCUCUAUUUGGAAUGGUGUCAUUUGGGUUGGCGGCGGUGGCAGCUCCGCAGCUGGCCCAUUCCUAUUUCAGUGACUUUCCCUUUCCGGAUGAUCCAUCCUACUUUUGGCAUUUUGCGCUACGGGAAUUCUUAAUGGGGUGCAUGUUUGGUACUGUGGCCGUCCACUAUCACACCUUGCCAGUGGCAUUUGUGAAACGAAUGCAUCAGUGCCAUUUGGCACUCUUGAUCCUGCACAUCAUCCUCAACAACACUGUCAUGCAAUACAGUCACUCCUUCAAAUCCUUUCUGAAUACCUUUCAAAUCAUCAUUCUUUUCUACAGUGGAUUUGUCUACCUGAAAAGUCCAUACUGA